AUGAUCGGCUUCAUCUUGCCCAAAUUAUUCGAGCUUCUCCCUCCCGUCCUCAAGCGUUUCGGCAUAAACUGGGAAGUGUGUUUGUUCAAGUGGCUCAGGCCGUGCGCGCCAAAUUGGCUCCGACAACGUAUGCCACAAGAGCCCGACAGUGACGUUUCCGACUCGGGGGCGGUGGCCGAUGGCGGUGGACUGAACGACAUGAUUCGUUCACAGCAGUUGGUGUCAAAUGUGAGCCAGCAUAUGGAGGGGACGUCAACUAAUGUAUCGCACCGAGGGAACACACCAGAAGUCACUCAGAAUGUCGAAGCACACGACCGGACGUCUAACACUCUAACCCCAGAGAACGUUGCACCUGUCCAACUGGAUGGUCCAACCAUUGCAGCGUCGGAUGAUCAUGGACCUUCCACAGUCCGGAAGCGUUUAAUCCCAGACGCCGUCCAAGUCAGGCACUCGUCGACACACCUUAGAAUCAUCGUCCACCCAAUCACUUCCCCUAUCUUCUGGUUCUUCACCCAAGCUCAAGCGGUCGACAUGUUGAUUUUCAUCGCGUAA
Cantharellus anzutake is the source of this 552-nucleotide messenger RNA. RefSeq lists its product as uncharacterized. Lineage: Eukaryota; Fungi; Basidiomycota; Agaricomycetes; Cantharellales; Hydnaceae. The record is from RefSeq and is a predicted model, not a curated record. Bases 1 to 552 code for a protein of 183 amino acids. The transcript has 2 exons.